This is a messenger RNA of Centruroides sculpturatus (bark scorpion), 2050 nucleotides long. Its product is annotated as protein APCDD1-like. The record is from RefSeq and is a predicted model, not a curated record. Gene Ontology annotation, biological process: negative regulation of Wnt signaling pathway. The transcript is spliced from 4 exons. Gene Ontology annotation, cellular component: plasma membrane. NCBI's taxonomy places the organism in Eukaryota, Metazoa, Arthropoda, Arachnida, Scorpiones, Buthidae. The coding region runs from base 101 to 1576 and encodes 491 amino acids. Gene Ontology annotation, molecular function: Wnt-protein binding.
CACGUGUUACCAUAGCAACUCGUAGAAUGACCAAUGGAGAGUUACUCAGACAGGUGUCGAGUUAAAACUCUGUCGAAAAUGUCACAUUGAGCAUUUCAAUAUGGACCGGACGUUAUUUAGCUUCCUUUUAAUUUUGUAUCCGAGUUUGUCCGAAUGUUUUCUGAGUGGCAGCCAAAAUAGCGAAUGCCAUCAGUGGAAAGAAGAAUUCGCUCGAAACCAAGCUACGGUCACAUCCAAAGUGCCACCGGACGUCCUAGGAAAAUGGGUUUCUGAGAGCUGUGAAGUACGUCCAGGACCAGAUUUUCUCCUGAGACGUUAUCAGUUUUUCUCAAACAAAACAUUUGUCUUGCAUCAGUUCUAUUAUAUGGAUGAUUCUUGCACUUUACCAGCUUAUUCCAUCAUUGCAUGGGGUCAUUAUCAUCUCUCUAGAGCAUCCUGGAUCGUUCCCGGUGCGAUGGAAACCGAUUAUGUCACCACUCGGGUCAAUCUAAUCGCCUACAGUAGCGACGUGGCCGAAAGCUUGGCUCACAGGAUAAAUCGCUCCUGUCCGAAUCACAUUCGUUCGAAUUGGCGGCCGUACAAGAGAUACAGAAUAUAUAGUUACGUAGAAAACGGAAAUGGAAGUAGGAACGACGUUAUCGAAGAUUACGAUUGUUUAAGUUCUCUACACAUAACCUUUAACGAACUUCAAUUAAUGCGUGUAGAACAUAGAAAAGCUCUGCACCAUCGCCAUAAGCCCCAUCCUACUAGAAUCGAACUGUUUUUGGGUGACGUACACAAUGACGUGAACAAACGAAAUUUUUAUAGGCCAACUAGUUAUCAAGCACCGUUGCUUAAUUCAAAGAGUGUAGGAUGCCACGUAUGCCAUCUAGUCAGUAAAUCUCACGAAUUAUCCCCACCGCAACUUCCUGCACGUCCGAGAUUGCCUGUAUACCUGAAUGGAGAAUGGAUCAGUACCAGAUGCGAGAUACGUCCACUGGGAAUGUUCCUAACACGUCAGCUACAGUUCAACAGAGAUAACUGGAAGGGUAGUUAUCAGUAUUAUGCCGAUCCGAACUGUGCAACACCCACUUUUCUUCUGGAGGCCGAAGGCAAGUUUAUAGAGAUUCAACCAUCCAACAAAUUCGCGGGUGCCACCGAAUAUAACUUUAACGUUUAUAGGGGUUUUCUGACUCUUCAAAAAGAUUCUUUCGUGGCCGGUGUCAAUAGGCACAGUGGAAAUCUAUGCGGUCGAAGCGGUUCCUGGGAAGCUAACGUUACUCAGGAUGUGACAUCAACGGGAGGAUGCUUGAACCUCGGCAUACGAAUACCAAGUCUGGAGUAUAAUGUUGUUAGAAUAGACAUAGAUCAUCACGGCAAUUCACUGUUAUAUCUAGGGAAGUUGGACACCGAUUUCAGGCCCACUAGUCCAUCGAGGCGCCCCACAUCGUACCAGCUUCCUCUGGUACAAUGUCGGCAUAUUUCGGAUAACCAUCUCAAUCCAAUACCACACGCACUUUACUUGUCAUCGAGUUGUCAGUCGAGCUCCACUAUAAACAUUGUGAUACUCUUCGUGUUCUGGAUAUUAAGAGAAUAAGAGGGAAAAAAGUUUUGUGCGUGAUGUUCGGUUAUUUUUAUGGGUAGAGUAAAUUUUUAGAUUGAUGUUUGUAAAAACUAUUGUGGGUUUUAAUAAGAUGGAACAAUAAUAUGAAUUUUGUACUGUAUAUUGUUUGCUAUAAAAAAAAAUUCGCAGAUUUAGAUGUACAAAAUUGAAGUGUAUCUGCGGAUAAGGCUGUCGUUAUUGUUAAUUUAAUGAAUGUGAAGUCUGUUGUAAUAUAAAUGAUGUAAAUAAACAUCUUAAUGUUUUUCUUGUAAACAUUUUUCAUUGCAGAAAUUCUCUUAAAAUCAUCGAUUUUUAGAAACUUCUGUCAAAUUUCUGUAGUAUUUUUCGAAUGAAUGGUACAGUACAUUAUUUUGUACAUUAAAACUAAUUUUUCUUUAAAAACAAUAUAAAAAAAUAAAAGCUUCAAAAUUUAAAAUUAUUUUAAAAAUCUUAUGCUUAUGACUUCUA